AUGACUUUGUUUUAUAAUAAUCAUGAUCAUCAUCAUGAUCGUCAUGAUCAUCAUCAUCAUCAUCAUCAUCAUCAUCAUCAUCAUCAUCAUCAUCAUCAUCAUCAUCAUCAUCAUCAUCAUCAUCAUCAUCAUCAUCAUCAUCAUCAUCAUCAUCAUCAUCAUCAUCAUCAUCAUCAUCAUCAUCAUCAUCAUCAUCAUCAUCAUCAUCAUCAUCAUCAUCAUCAUCAUCAUCGUCAUCAUCAUCAUCAUCAUCAUCAUCAUCAUCAUCAUCAUCAUCAUCAUCAUCAUCAUCAUCAUCAUCAUCAUCAUCAUCAUCAUCAUCAUCAUCAUCAUCAUCAUCAUCAUCAUCAUCAUCAUCAUCAUCAUCAUCAUCAUCAUCAUCAUCAUCAUCAUCAUCAUCAUCAUCAUCAUCAUCGUCAUCAUCAUCAUCAUCAUCAUCAUCAUCAUCAUCAUCAUCAUCAUCAUCAUCAUCAUCAUCAUCAUCAUCAUCAUCAUCAUCAUCAUCAUCAUCAUCAUCAUCAUCAUCAUCAUCAUCAUCAUCAUCAUCAUCAUCAUCAUCAUCAUCAUCAUCAUCAUCAUCAUCAUCAUCAUCAUCAUCAUCAUCAUCAUCAUCAUCAUCAUCAUCAUCAUCAUCAUCAUCAUCAUCAUCAUCAUCAUCAUCAUCAUCAUCAUCAUCAUCAUCAUCAUCAUCAUCAUCAUCAUCAUCAUCAUCAUCAUCAUCAUCAUCAUCAUCAACAUCAUUUCAUAUCAGGAUGA
Schistosoma rodhaini is the source of this 756-nucleotide messenger RNA. The record is from the annotation of a GenBank genome assembly. NCBI's taxonomy places the organism in Eukaryota, Metazoa, Platyhelminthes, Trematoda, Strigeidida, Schistosomatidae.